GCAAUUUCCUCUCUCUCUCUCUCGCUCUCUCUCUCUCCGCGGCGGCCGCUGCCUAUUCAUUCCCCCACGAGAAUUUCAAAAACCCUACCUGCUCUCCUCCCGAUCUCCUCCGCCGCUGCGCCGAACCCUAGCCACUGUCUCCAGAUCGCCGCGGCGGCGGAAAUGGAGGUGUCGCCGGAGAUGCUCGACACCCUGGCGGGGUGGUUUGCGCAGUCGCUCUCCCCCGACGCCGCCGCCCGCCGCGCCGCCGAGCAGAGCCUCGCGUCGGCGGCGGGAUCCCCGGGGUUCGCGCUCGCGCUGCUCGGCCUCGCUUCCUCCCCGCGGCACGACCUGCAGGCCCGGCUCGCCGCCUCCGUUCACUUUAAGAAUCUCCUCCGCCGCCGCUGGCCCAAGCCCUCCCCCGACGGCGACGACGCCGACCACCUCCCGCCCUCCGACUGCGCCAUCAUCAAGGCGAACCUCCUCCAGCUCCUCCUCACCGCGCCGCCCCUCAUCCAGGCGCAGCUCUCCGAGGCCCUCGCCGCCGCCGCGGCCUCCGACUUCCCUGCCAGGUGGGAGUCGCUCCUCCCCUCCAUCGUCUCCUCCCUCGGCACCGCCCUCUCGGCGGGGGACAUCCCGGCGACCAACUCGCUCCUCUCCGCGGCGGCCUCCCUCUUCUCCCGCUUCCGCAAUGCCUUCGACAACAACGCCAUCCGCCUCGACCUCAAGUACUGCCUCGAGAACUUUGCCGCUCCCCUACUCGAGGUCUUCCUUUCCACCUCCCGCCGCCUUCAGGCUGCUGCAGUCACGGUGACUCCGCCUGAAUCCCGCCCUGUGUUCGAGUGCCUUCGCCUGUGCUGCGAGAUCUUCUAUUCACUCAACUCUAUCGACCUGCCGGAGUUCUUCGAGGACCACAUGCGUGAGUGGAUGACGGAGUUCCGUGCAUUCCUCACCACCUCAUACCCGCCAGCGAUAGAGGCAGAUGGUGCUCCGGAUGCAUUGCGCGCUGCUGUAUGUGAUAACCUGCAGCUGUACAUGGAGAAGUAUGAGGAGGAGUUCAGGGGAUAUCUGAAGGAGUUUGUUGAGGCUGUAUGGGGUCUCCUCAUGGCACCAUCCGUCUCACCAUCCCGUGGGCAGCUUGCAGUGACUGCAAUAAGAUUUUUGACAACAGUUGCUGAGAGUGUGCACCACGCGCUGUUUGGGAGCCCUGAGGCAAUGAAGCAGAUAUGCGAUAGUGUUGUUGUUCCUAACCUGCGGUUACGAGACGAUGAUGAGGAGCUGUUUGAGGGGAACUGGGUGGAAUAUGUUAGGCGUGAUGCCGAGGGGAGCGAUGCAGAUACACUGAGACGGGCUGCGUGCCGGUUGCUGCGUGGUCUUGCGGCAAACUACAGGGAGCAGGUGGCUGCUCUUGUGUCAGCACAGGUCCAGCAGAUGUUGGCUGCAUAUGCAGCUGAUCGGACAAACAACUGGAAAGAGAAGGAUGCUGCAAUAUACCUUGUUAUUUCUCUUAUGCAGAGGCCUGGUGCCACAGGAGGUGGGACACCGGUGGUUGACAUGGAGAGCUUCUUUACAUCUGUGAUCAUACCUGAGCUGCAGGCCCCUGAUUGGGAAUCCGAACCGAUGCUGAAGGCAACUGUCCUGAGGUUUUUGAAGGAAUUCAAGGAUCAAAUCCCCAAAGCCACUGCACUGGCAUUGCUUCCAAGUGUGAUAAGGUUCCUGGUACAUGAGUCCAAUGUUGUCCAUUCCUAUGCUGCAACCUUUAUUGAGAACCUUCUGAUCAUCAAGGAUGUGGUCCCGGUACCAGGUGUGAAUGUGGUUACCAGGGCUCCACGUUAUGUUGCUGCUGAUAUCAACCCAUAUGCCCAGCAGAUUGUUCAGAACCUAUCCAAGGCACUAAGUUUUCCUGAAUCAUAUGAGAACCCCUAUCUGAUGAAGUGUCUGAUGAGAGUUCUUGGGAUUGCUAAUAUUGCUGGGCAAAUUGUUCAUGAGAUUACUGCUCGCCUUGUGGGUAUUCUUAUGGAAGUGUGCAAUAACCCCAAGAACCCUGAUUUUAACCAUUACUUAUUUGAAGCCCUGGCAGCAGUGAUUGGUCGGGCUGGUGAGCAGGACCCAGCACUACUUCCUAUGUUUGAGGCAAGCCUCUUCCCUGUGCUCCAGCGAAUAUUGGUUGAGGACAUCUCGGAGUUCUGGCCAUAUGCUUUCCAGAUAUUUGCACAACUUGUCAAUAUGAGCCAACCACCUCUUUCUCAGAAUUACAUGCAGCUGUUUGGUGUCUUGCUCAGCAAUGCUACCUGGGAUCGCCCACCGUGUGUUCCUGCUUUGGUUCGCUUGCUGAGAGCAUUCCUUCGGAAAAUUCCAAAUGAGCUUAAUCAAGAGGGCAGGCUACCGAAUAUUCUAGUAAUAUUCCGCAAUCUCGUCUUGCGGAGUAGUACUGAAGAUUCUGCGUUCUACAUGCUUAACACGCUCGUGGAAAAUGUGAGUUUUGACAUCAUGAACCCUUACAUAAAUGAGAUAUGGAGUGCUCUGUUUACUCGACUACAGACAAGGCAAGCUGUGAAGUUUGUGAAUUCUCUUGUGGUCUUCAUGUCCUUAGUGGUGGUUAAAUAUGGAGCAGGUAUUCUUAUCAGUUCUGUUGAUGCAAUUCAACCAAAUAUUUUCAUGACCAUCCUUCAACGUUUUUGGAUUCCCAAUCUUAAAUUGAUCAAAGGGGCUCUCGAAGUUAAGUUGACAUCAGUUGCCUCAACAAAGUUGAUCUGUGAAUCUGCAGUGCUGUUGGAUGCUGCAGCAGCCCAAACUUGGGGCAAAUUGCUUGAUAGCAUUGUUGCAUUGCUGUCCAGAUCGGAUCAAAAUGAAGCACAACAAGAGCAGAAUGAUGGUGCUGAUGCAGAUAGUCAGAAUACCUCAGGUUAUUCUGUCUCAUUUGUACGUCUUCAAUAUGCUGGAAAGAGUGAAGAUGAUCUGUUGAAAGAAGUAAAUGAUCCAAAGCAGUUUCUUGUUACCUCCUUGGCCACACUUUCUGCGCAAUCUCCUGGGAGAUUUGGUCCUACCAUUGAACAGAAUGUGGAUCCUGCAAACAAAGGCACUCUUAUUCAACUUUGUGCAGCCUACAAUGCCAACAUUGUCUAGGAGUCAAUGGCGUUGCUGGAAGGCAUUUGCAUUGUUUCCUUGCGGUUUUGUCAAAGGAUGAGUAUCUGGGAGUGAGUCUGUCGGUCGGUCAAACUGGUUGCAGUUUCAUCCUCGCAACACACACUGGCAUGUGUAGGUUGGUCUUGGGAGAGGAAGGAUGUCUAAUCAUACAGCGGGGAAAAAAAAGGAAACAUGAAUAUUGUGGAGGAUGUCUCCUUGAUUGGAUUUUUUUUUCUUCUUGGUGUGGAAGAGGUUCAUUUCCUCCGGAAAAUGUAUUGGUACCCCCGAGAAUAUUGCCAGUGUAGGGCGUGCCAUCGUGUGGUGGAACUUGCUGUGAAUUUUGCCCCUUCUUGCCUCUGCUCUGGCGUGGGAAAAAUGGUAUAUUGCGGACGUUUGUAAUUGUCAA
This is a messenger RNA of Oryza brachyantha (malo sina), 3511 nucleotides long. Its product is annotated as exportin-2. The coding region runs from base 163 to 3105 and encodes 980 amino acids. Gene Ontology annotation, biological process: protein import into nucleus; protein export from nucleus. The record is from RefSeq and is a predicted model, not a curated record. Gene Ontology annotation, molecular function: small GTPase binding; nuclear export signal receptor activity. Gene Ontology annotation, cellular component: nuclear envelope; cytosol. The transcript has 2 exons. Lineage: Eukaryota; Viridiplantae; Streptophyta; Magnoliopsida; Poales; Poaceae.